AUGAACUCACUGCACGCUCAUACCCAGAGGACUGGGACCUGGAUAAUGGUAGACUGGCCGUGGAGAAGUUGCAAGUGGCAAGAUGCCCCGGAAAUGGCAGAACCAAAGAGCUUGAAAAGUGCCGACAGCGGCGCUGGAAGAGUCGAGGACUGGAUGUACACGUAUUUCCCCGAUCAGCCGUGCCAGACAAGCGGCAGCAAUGCAGGUGUUGUUCAAGGAUUAAUCUUUUCCCUGUCUUCUCGUCUACGACGCCAUGUGCUGGUUGAGUUCGGGCAGCGAGGACCUUUCUCGACUGGCUUCUCAUGA
Molecule: messenger RNA, 306 nt
Organism: Aspergillus puulaauensis
Lineage: Eukaryota; Fungi; Ascomycota; Eurotiomycetes; Eurotiales; Aspergillaceae
Exons: 2
Coding region: 1-306 (101 amino acids)
Source: RefSeq, a predicted model, not a curated record